AUGACCACAACGUUCACGGCCCUAAAUGGGGCCUCAGCAAAACCCACGGAAGGAACCAACGGGACGACAGAUUUGGAUCCGCCAAACGGCCAGUCAUCUGCCCCGGAAACCAGGAGCUCCGACUUGUCCAACAAUAUCCAGAGGGAUUCAGAGACCCGGAGAAGCACUAACCACGACAGGCUGCCCUUCCCUGGAGCCGCUACUCACCUUGAUGUGGAGAUCUCGCACAAGCGAAAGCGGUCAAUCACAGACUCGCCAAGGAGAGAGGGUGUCCCAUCGCCCCCAGAGAGACGGGGGAGAGAUGAGAGGUUAGACAGGCUGGAGAGACUGGAGAGGCUGGAGAGGCUGGAGAGGUCAGAGGAAUUGGAGAGGACAGAAAGGACAGAUAGGAGCGAUUUGGCGGAACGGACAGAGCAGCACGGGCCAGCCAGGCGUCAAUCGGAAUCACGCGAUGGGUACAGCACACCACAGAAGGAUGCUCAUCGAGAGCAGCGCGAAGAAGGGAGAGACAGCAGCGAGCAAUGGCAUUCGCAGCAGGGCAGGGAGGAGCGCAAUUCGAGCUAUGAGGGGCCAUACUCGGCUGGUCCGGUAUCCGCCCAGUCAGACGAUCAGGGGGGCGAUCUGCUCCGGAGGGCAGGGAGCCAGGGCGACAGCGUGGACUACGGGGACCAUGGGGACAACGGGGAACAAAGCCCAGAUGCGGACGACCACACCAUGUAUUCUGUCCAGUAUUCGCAUGAACUUCGCCGGGACGGUGUUAUCCAGUCUGACCCCAAGAAGCGCAAGCGGAAUUUCAGCAACCGGACCAAAACGGGUUGCCUGACCUGCAGAAGACGGAAGAAGAAAUGUGACGAGCAAAAACCCGAGUGUAACAAUUGUAUGAAGGGAGGCUUUGUCUGCCUCGGCUACCCCCAACAAAAGGGUGGGUGGUCUAAGCCCGAGAGCAAGCCCACGCAGGUCAAUAUUGAGUCGAAGGAUCCAAAUUAUGUCCCGCCUGGAGCAUAUGGAAUGCCUCAGCAACCGCCCUACAACAGCAGCCAGCCAUUAUUGGGCCAGCAGCCAAAGCGCGAUCCCUUGCCAUAUAACCGCGGCCAGCCCGGGCUGCGAAUUACGCCGCCCCAAGGUCGUCCCUUAAAGGCAGACGACGAUAGGCCGACAGCGUCGACACUCCCAAGUGCCUCGAUUGUCAGCAGUUCCGACAACAAGCUCUCAGCACUGUCAGUAUACACGACGGCAACAUCGGCGAACGUGUUCCCCACCCCUGUUAGCGCCGCCACCAUGUCUGCCUUCUCGGAUCGGACACCGAAGGAGUACCAGCGGGUACCACCCCUUCACGAUCUCACGCGGACGGAGCCAGAUCAGCAACAACCACCACCGCCACCGCCUCCCCAAAGCACAACGAUGGCCCAGCCCCCGUACCCCCUCCCGCGUGCCGGCAGGACCGCUACUCCCCCAACGGCGUCGAGUUUGACGCCGCAGGCACCGUCGGUCAGCGGCGUGCAGGCGACAGCGCAGCUCGCGCUCUCACACACGCACUCUUUCGCGGCCGACCGGCCACGUCACGAGAAGGAGGAGAUGAUCCAGGGCCGCCUGUACUACCCCUUCGACAAGGAACUGGUGCUGGAGCGGGAACGGUGCAACGCUGCCUGCUGGCGCUUCAACAACUCCACCAACCCGAACCUGGGCGUUUCCCCCGCCGAGCGGGCCCGCCUCUUCCGCGACAUUCUCCACCCCCGCGAGGGCGUGCACCUCUCCCCGACCAUGAUGUCGCCCGUGACCCAUACGGGGCGCGUCGGCGAGGAUGUGACGGUCGAGGCGCCCUUCACUUGCGACUACGGCUACAACAUACACAUUGGCAACAAUGUAUCCAUCGGCCGCAAUUGUCUGAUCAAUGACGUCUGCGAGGUGCGCAUCGGGAAAAACGUCAUCAUCAGCCCCAACGUGUGUAUCUACACAGGCACGUGCUCGACGGAUCCGCGGCGGCGUGACGGGAAUCGAGGGACUCAGUACGGCAAGCCGGUCACUAUUGAGGAUGAUGUCUGGAUUGCUGCCAAUGUCAUCAUCCUCCCUGGCGUCAGGAUCGGGAGAGGAUCGACUGUUGCGGCCGGGAGCAUUGUUACGAGGGUGAGCCUUAUCUUCUACACUGGUAGAUCGUUUCGGCCGUUGUGUGCUGUGUCUAACCGCUCCGUUUUCCAGGAUGUGGCCACGUUCAGUCUCUACAUGGGUGUCAAGGCCGGGCAUCGGAGGGGAAUUGCUUUUGUGCCUUAA
Messenger RNA from Canariomyces notabilis, 2268 nucleotides. RefSeq lists its product as uncharacterized. Gene Ontology annotation, molecular function: acetyltransferase activity; DNA-binding transcription factor activity, RNA polymerase II-specific; zinc ion binding. The transcript has 2 exons. Bases 1 to 2268 code for a protein of 755 amino acids. The record is from RefSeq and is a predicted model, not a curated record. Gene Ontology annotation, biological process: regulation of DNA-templated transcription. NCBI's taxonomy places the organism in Eukaryota, Fungi, Ascomycota, Sordariomycetes, Sordariales, Chaetomiaceae.